Molecule: messenger RNA, 2223 nt
Organism: Daucus carota subsp. sativus
Lineage: Eukaryota; Viridiplantae; Streptophyta; Magnoliopsida; Apiales; Apiaceae
Exons: 7
Coding region: 652-2115 (487 amino acids)
Source: RefSeq, a predicted model, not a curated record
CAUGCAAUUAUGGCCACAAAGAUAAUGCUUUUAAAUCCCAAGUCCAGAAUGUUUGGACCAGUAAUUUACUUUUAUUUAUAAAUUUCAUCACCCACUGGUAUUCUUCUACGAAGAGUCUGAGCAGCACAUGUCAUGUGGGGAACACCAAACAAGCCCAAGACUCCUAGUAAAUCAUAAAACAAAGUCCCUUUACCAUAACAGGUUCAGUAUUUACCGCCUUAAUAUGAACAUAUUCGGUAUGUCUCACUCGAAAAGAUAAUGACCCACUCGAAACUAGGCAAGGAAUGAUUCCCUAAGAGUAGAUAUACUGUUUUGUGGAGAUCUUCAGUGAUAGUAUGUCAUAAAAUUGCGAAAAUUAGGAAGUAAACCUCCUUCUUUGUUGAAGAGAUGAAGCUACAUAUUUCUUAUACGGUAACUACACCAUAUGUCUUUUUCUUUUAACUUUUUCCUUUAUUCACACAGUUACAUUUUGUACCACUCUUAUAACCUCCAUUAACUCACACACUUUUCAUUCUUUAUAUUGUCUGUCCCCUCCCAUAGUGUGAAGAAAUAGGAAAGGAUAUUUGUUAAGAAAAAAUCUGGUAGGUCUCACUCUAUAUCAACUGCAGAGUUCAUAUCUUCUUGUAUAAACACACUUAGUUGGCUAUAACAAUGUCUAAUCAUCAGAUGGUAUUUAUGAUUUCACUUAUUCUAUUUGCCGGGUUCUCAUCAGCUUCUGCAACUCCUCCUGCAAAACUUGUUAGUCAGGUUGUCUCCCAUGUUGCUUCUGCUCUAUUUAAAUGGUUGUGGUCACUGAAAACAGAUGAGCCCAUUGCUAUUUCUAGUCGUUCUUUGGUCAAAUUUGAAGGAGGAUACACUGUGGAGACUUUGUUCGACGGAAGCAAGCAUGGAAUUGAACCUUACAGCGUGGAGUUGUCUCCAACUGGAGAUAUUUUGGUUUUGGAUUGUGAAAACAGUAACCUCUAUAAAAUUUCAACCCCAUUGUCUCAAUAUAGCAGGCCUAAGCUUAUUGCCGGCUCAUCUGAAGGGUACCAUGGUCAUGUUGAUGGGAAGCCAAGAGAAGCACGGAUGCACCAUCCGAAAGGGCAUGCAGUGGAUGAUCGAGGAAAUAUUUAUCUAGCAGACACCAUGAAUAUGGCAAUUAGGAAAAUCAGUCAUGCAGGGGUUGUCACCAUUGCAGGAGGGACACGGGAUCAAGGGCUCGGUCAUGUUGAUGGUCCAAGUGAAGGUGCAAAAUUUUCGGGUGAUUUUGAUGUGGUUUAUGUUGGAAGCAGUUGCUCUCUUUUGGUUGUUGACCGUGGAAACCAGGCAAUUCGAGAGAUCCAACUCCAUGAUGAAGAUUGUUCUCACCAACACGAUGAUGAUCUUAAUUUAGGCAUCGCAGUACUUGCUGCAGCUUGUUUUUUCGGUUACAUGCUGGCAUUGCUACAACGUAGAAUUGCAACCAUGUUUUCCUCCCACCGUCAGGAUCCCAGAUAUAUGAAAGAUAUUCCUCCGGUAGCUUAUCAAAAACCUCUCAAGUCAGCCAGAUCCCCCUUGAUCUCAGCUGAAGCUGAACCGGGAAAACAAGAAGGCUUAUUUGGCUCACUGACCAAGCCUUUCAGAGAAACAUUGCCAGGAUUCAGAGAGAAACAACACCAGCAUCAUUUGCAGCAACAGUAUAACCAGCAGCCAAACAGAAAUGAAAAUGCUUGGCCACAAGAGAGCUUCACUAUUCCAAACAAAGAUGAGCCUCCUCCAUUAGAAACAAGCGAUCCAAGAUAUAGCUAUCCUGUCACAACUAAUAAAAUGGAGAAAAGUCGCCAGCUGAAGAAAAGCCGGACGGUCUAUGAGGAUUGGAAUGAUGAUUUUCACCGACAAGAACAGCCACAACAGAUACAACAUCAUUAUCAACAACAACAGUGCCAGCAGCAGCAGCAGCAUCACUCAGCUAAUCCUCAGACUUACUAUGAGCAAAACCGCGAGACAAAUGAGAUAGUGUUUGGGGCAGUUCAAGAGCAAGAUGGACGCCGUGAAGCUGUGGUGAUCAAAGCCGUUGAUUAUGGAAAUCCUACUUACAGUAAUCAUAAUGUUCGAUCCAGAUAUAACUAUAUGGGAUUCUCAUAUGGGUACUGAUAAAAUAUACUUUCAGUCUGCUCUACAUUAUAAAGAAAAUUUUGUAGAUGAUCAUUAAGUAACAGCAGAGUUAAUUUACUGUCCUACUUAGAUUAACUGUCAUACUAU